This is a messenger RNA of Mytilus trossulus (common blue mussel), 1335 nucleotides long. RefSeq names its product transcription factor ces-2-like. Gene Ontology annotation, biological process: regulation of transcription by RNA polymerase II. Gene Ontology annotation, molecular function: RNA polymerase II cis-regulatory region sequence-specific DNA binding; DNA-binding transcription factor activity, RNA polymerase II-specific. The coding region runs from base 188 to 823 and encodes 211 amino acids. The record is from RefSeq and is a predicted model, not a curated record. Gene Ontology annotation, cellular component: nucleus. Lineage: Eukaryota; Metazoa; Mollusca; Bivalvia; Mytilida; Mytilidae. The transcript is spliced from 2 exons.
GUCAUACACGUCACAUGCGCAGAAGUUUAUGUAGUUAUUGUGCAAGAGGGUCAUUGCGAGUUCACCGAUUGCAAACAACCGUAUAAGCGUUGGUCAUUGGUUGGUCAAUUUCAAUGGUCAUCUGGCCUUAGCACAUAACGGACAUUCAUUAUACCAUAACUUACACUAGGAAAUAGCACGUUUUUAAAUGUGCGGUAUGGCAGAAACUGCAUUAGAUCUGUCGAAGCCUACUUGUAGCGAUGCUUACCUCAAAGCUCAAAGUGACCAGGAGUCCCGAACAUCAUCCCCGAUGUCUUCAAUUAAAUCGGAGGAGAAUUCUCAGGAAAAUCUACAAAAUAGCGGAUCAAGUGACAAUAGUGAACCGUCAGAAAGAAAUAAAAUACAUAGACCUUUUAAGAUAUAUCCAAUGGAUCCAUUCUCAUCAUUAAGUAUGAGCACACAAAUAUCUCCCCUGUCACCGAUGCCAACCUCUGCUGGUAUGUCUUCUGUGUUCGAUACAGCCGUACCAACCUUUCCGCUGACGCCAUUAACAUCACAUUUGUUACAUCGCAAGAGGCGCGCGGAAAGUAGAUCUGACAGUCGUGAUUCUAAAAAAGCAACAAAUCCAGUGCCAGAGGAAAGGAAGGAUGAUUCUUAUUGGGAAAGACGGAGGAAAAAUAACGAAGCAGCUAAACGAUCUCGAGAUGCUAGGAGAGAGAAAGAAGAAGAAAUAGCAAUGCGCGCAGCUUUUCUGGAACAAGAAAACUUAAAACUUCGAGCGCAAGUGACAAUACUCAAAAAUGAAACUGCUAAAUUACACUACAUGUUGUAUAAUCGCUUAUAAAUUUUGGGAUAUUAUAAGCAUGGAAUUAAAAGUGAGAUUUCUUCAGACUAUAUCUGGUGAAACGGAAGAAAGGAACAGCUAUAUUACUUAUAUGCGAGUCUUAGCUACAAACAUUGGCGAUUUGAAACGAUAUAGACGACUACCAAAGCUAUGCGAAAUGGAAUGCGAUAUAAGACACAAAGAACUACCUCAGUUAUCGAAAAACAAACUAUUUACAUUGUAUAUCAGGACAGCAUCCUUUCAUCUCCUACCCCCUGAUCAAAUGUUGGUAUAUAUGUGCAGUGCUUGACUUUGUAUUAGUGCUAAAGUUUGAAUGUGUAUUUAUUAUGUAACGCAAGGCGUGCGUAUGUCAUGUAUGUGUCCAUUGUUUCAUUUUAGGGAUGUAAUCUCUUUGUUUGUUUUUUUAUUUUAAUUUCUUCCUGCCAUUUUAUGUUUUUGUAUUUGUCUGUUAAAAGAAUUUAAUUGAAUCAUUUAUAUUUUUUGAAAACAAAAAAAUGCGCGAUCUUAUGUUU